Messenger RNA from Vanessa tameamea, 692 nucleotides. It is a transcript of the gene Trmt112, whose product is annotated as multifunctional methyltransferase subunit TRM112-like protein. The record is from RefSeq and is a predicted model, not a curated record. Gene Ontology annotation, biological process: peptidyl-glutamine methylation; rRNA (guanine-N7)-methylation; tRNA methylation. Lineage: Eukaryota; Metazoa; Arthropoda; Insecta; Lepidoptera; Nymphalidae. The transcript has a single exon. Gene Ontology annotation, molecular function: protein heterodimerization activity. Bases 160 to 537 code for a protein of 125 amino acids.
CAACUAAAACAGUAAAUGUUAAAUGUCAAAUUAAAGAAAAAAAAACCUACAAAAUUGUAAGGCGGUAUAAAUAAACAUUAAAAAUAAAAAAUCGCUACAUGUAAUUUAGUGAAGACAUUACUUUUUUAAUCAUAAGUGGCAUAAUUAAUUAUACACAUUAUGAAGCUUAUUACUCACAACAUGCUCACAUCAAAAUGCUUAAAAGGAGUUCUUACAGGUUAUCCACUUGCCAUUAAAGCUACGAAUAUUAAAGUGAAUGAAGUUGAUUUUAAUCCCGACUUCAUUUCUAGAAUUAUCCCUAAAUUAGAUUGGGAAGUAUUGUGGAAAGCAGCAGACAGUAUAGGUCAUAGUGAAGGCUUACCACAAACUAUUGAACGAAACUAUGAUGAAGACAAGGAAUUCUUGAAAAAAGCACACCGAGUUCUAUUAGAGGUAGAAGUGGAAGAGGGUUAUUUGACUUGUCCUGAAUCGGGUCGACAAUUUCCUAUAACCAAAGGCAUCCCUAAUAUGUUAUUAACAGAAGCAGAAGUGCAAUAAAUGAAGUAUAUAAAUAAAUGUUACAUUAAUAUUACCUGAAUCAAAAAACAGCGUUACAAAUUUGCAACACUAAAAUUAGUUACAUUUUCAAGUAUGGCAUUUAAACUCAUAAUUAAUGGAUUAAAUAGUCAAAACAAUAUUACAUAAUUACUUGU